Canariomyces notabilis is the source of this 963-nucleotide messenger RNA. RefSeq lists its product as uncharacterized. NCBI's taxonomy places the organism in Eukaryota, Fungi, Ascomycota, Sordariomycetes, Sordariales, Chaetomiaceae. Bases 1 to 963 code for a protein of 320 amino acids. The record is from RefSeq and is a predicted model, not a curated record. The transcript is spliced from 3 exons.
AUGGUACCACAUCGCAGCCGCCCCUUACUGAGGGCGAACUUUAGCCUCGCCGUCAUUCUAUUCAGCAUGGCGAAGGGUCAGCCCUCACAUCCCAUAGAAUACUGUUCGCCCGUCAACACGGCCGAUAUGGAACCUUUUUCCUACACAUGGCAGAGUGAAGGCCGCUGUUUCGGCAACUGCACCGAUCUAAACUACGCAUUCGCCGUCCUGAAUAAUUACGAUUGCUGGUGCUCCAAUGUGGUGCCCAACCCCGACGACCAAAAGCCGGUUGAGGAAUGCCAGUUCCCUUGUCCCGGCUAUCCUACCGAUUAUUGCGGCGGAAACGGGGGGUUAUUUGGCUACUUGGAAAUCGCUGCGAAUAAGCCGACAGCGACAGCACCUGCAGGAUUCGGCUUGUCCGCAUCAACAUCAACAACCUCGUCGGGCCGCAGCACACCAACGACGCCGACAAUUCAAACCGUGACAGUGGGCGGAGUCGUCCAAACCGUCACUGUGUCUCCCGAUGCCACCGCUACCAGCGACCCGGCGUUAUCCGGGGUCGAAAACAAUGCCGGCCUCGAGACAGGCGCCAUCGUCGGAAUCGUGAUUGGUGUCAUUGGUGGACUGCUUGUGCUUGCAGCCUUCAUCUGGCUGUUCCUAAUGAAGCGGAGGAAAGAGAACCAAAACGCCGGCACAGGCUACAUCUCGCCGAUUCCAGGCGGCGGGUCUCCAGGGACCAUGACGACGCCGACAACGGGGGAGAUCUCGGGAGGCGGGAUUUUUGCAGCAGGCUCCCAGUCGUCCGGAAAGAGACGCAGCUACCUCAUGCCCGUUGAUCCGCGCCUCGAUCCGUUCCGCGCCGGCGGCCCGAACAAGAGCCGCGAGAGCUUUACUUCACUGCAGGACAACGAAGACUACUCGAGACCGGUUCACGAGCCCCCAAGGGUUCUGCGGGCUACGAACCCUGACCCUGACGACGACUGA